AUGCCUCGCUCUCAGAGAUUUCUAGGCAGUAGCGCCGCCACCAACUCGUCAGCUUUCCGUGCGGCACCGCCUCCUGAGGCCGUGGUUCUGGAGUCGGACUUCGUCGUCAUACUUGCAGCUUUGCUCUGCGCCGUCAUAUGCGUGAUCGGUCUCCUAGCCGUGGCGCGCUGUGCCUGGCUCCGGCGCGGCUCCGGAGCCGGUGGAGCCAGCCUCAGCUCGGCUCAAGCCUCCGCCAACAAGGGCGUCAAGAAGAAGGUACUCCAGUCGCUCCCCAAGUUCACAUACGGCAUCGGCGGAGCCGAGCCGCCGCCCAAGCUGGCUUCGGAGUGCGCCAUCUGCUUGGGGGAGUUCGCGGAGGGAGAUGAGAUCAGGGUUUUGCCGCAGUGCGGCCACGUCUUCCACGUCGGAUGCGUGGACAUGUGGCUUGGGUCCCACUCGUCGUGCCCGUCGUGCCGGCAGAUCCUGGUGGUGGCUCGCUGCCAGAAGUGCGGCCAGUUCCCGGCUCCCAUUUCUGAAGCCGAGCUCAAGGCGCGCCAAGACCAUAGCAGCAGCAACCAUCCAGCUCCUCCUCCUCCUCCUCCUCCUCCUGCAGCCAAUGCAAUUAGUUCUUGUUCUAAUGCAACAACUACCACUGCUGUUAGUAGUAAUAGUUAUCUGCCUUAA
Messenger RNA from Prunus armeniaca (apricot), 663 nucleotides. Lineage: Eukaryota; Viridiplantae; Streptophyta; Magnoliopsida; Rosales; Rosaceae. The record is from the annotation of a GenBank genome assembly.